Molecule: messenger RNA, 813 nt
Organism: Amoebophrya sp. A120
Lineage: Eukaryota; Dinophyceae; Syndiniales; Amoebophryaceae
Source: the annotation of a GenBank genome assembly
AUGUCGAUUAAGGGCGACGGAAAAAUCGAGGUCGCUGUUGCUUCCAUUUGUCUGGUAGCAAGCUGCUCUCUGUUGCAACAAGUGCAACAAAAGUAUACAGCAAUCAUGUUUGGUGCCAGCAAAACGACCGAGCAGCGUUUGAAAGCACCUGCUGCUGCCCAAGUAGGUCCCGUAGGCAAAACUCAGUCUACAUCCAGUUCGGCAGGUGGAGCAGCAGCGCACCAUCAACAUACUACAGCAGCGCAUCACCUCCAUCAGGCAAAGCAAGUGGGAACCCUGGACAAACUUGCGUCGCGACUUGGCCAAGCGAGCUAUUUCAACGACAAAGCGGCACAGCAGCAAGAGUAAGUACUUUUUUCAUGCAAUUUUUUUGUCAAAGUGUGCUGACGCUGAGUAAUUUCUUUCGGCGAUCAUUGCAGAUGUACAUGUAGUGAUGUAGAUGCAAAACGAGCAAAAAUAUUGCCAGGUUUACCCAGCGCCAGGGCCGUAAAUCACAGAAGAAACUCGUGGAAGAAGUCGGGGACGACGAAAGUGACUUUGGUGACCAUCAAGACGCCGACGACGUGGAUGCAAGUAGAAUAAAGACUCUCUUGCAAGAGGACUCGGACGGCGAUCGCCAUAAUUUUUCGGUCGGGUGGUCGACUACAAGAAAGAAAGCUGUCAUAGAUGAUCGAGCAACUACUUCGACAGGAAAGAACACGAAAAAUGCCAAUGCGGGGGAACGGAAAGGUAGCAAAGAGCAGGGAGGUGCAGCUGGGGCAGCUGCAACUACGUCAAUGUCCUCGUCAUCUUCCAAAGGCGGAGCGCGGUACG